AUGACGCACGAAAGCAGUCUAUUUGACCUCGAGUUGAUCAAAGAUAUGCUUAAACAGCCUUACAAUUUGGCACAAAGAUUACCCAUGAUUCGUUUGUUCGAUCAAGGUGUUAAAUCGGAAGCCGCUGCAGUCGAGGCCGCGCAACAGCUUGACGCCUGGUGUCCCCCAGUUGACCAAACAGAAGAAGCCAAUGACUUUUUGUGGAAUCUGUGGGAGGUGAUGCUUGAUAUUGCUAGAAGUCCAGAAGUGACAACCGAGGUACAUAUCGGUCUUAUACGCAUUCUUGAGAAUCUGCGACCGUUCGCAAGAGGGAUGCUAAGCGUCUAUGGUUUCCCAUGGCGUCUCUGGGGUGGUUUCCCCCGGCUUAGGAUGGCCUUUGAAGAAGCUACUUCAGAUCCAACGUUUGAGGGCUCAGGCAUGCCAGAAUUUACUUCAGAGGAAGCAAAUAUCUUCAGAAAUGUGAGUUACUUUGAGGCUCGCUGCUAUGGAGCCAAUAUAGGACGCGGUUAUGGCAACUUGAUCGAUGCCAUGAGAUCAGCGCUCGAGGAAGACCUAAGCACCACUGAGAUAAGCAAAGUGGAACUCAAGAUGCAGGUUGCCUGCGAAUGGAUCUUGCAUGCCGCGAAUGCCUUACUUACAUGGGCGAGGGUCAACGGUGAUAUUACGGAUUUGCCUCGUGGCCACAUACAAUAUCUCGAUCGCGGGACUUUGUAUCAUGGGAAACCCUGGAUGUGCCUGGAGCGCUUGACCUUCUGGAUCGGCCGUUUUGAAGACAUCGGAAAGAAUGAAUCGAGGUUGAGUGAGGAAACUAGGAAUCGUGUUCUUGAAAGUGCUCGGUUUAUGAAGUCGAUUGAGAGCAGCCCGUAA
Messenger RNA from Glarea lozoyensis ATCC 20868, 867 nucleotides. RefSeq lists its product as uncharacterized. The record is from RefSeq and is a predicted model, not a curated record. NCBI's taxonomy places the organism in Eukaryota, Fungi, Ascomycota, Leotiomycetes, Helotiales, Helotiaceae. Bases 1 to 867 code for a protein of 288 amino acids. The transcript is spliced from 3 exons.